Molecule: messenger RNA, 1853 nt
Organism: Clarias gariepinus (North African catfish)
Lineage: Eukaryota; Metazoa; Chordata; Actinopteri; Siluriformes; Clariidae
Exons: 19
Coding region: 94-1512 (472 amino acids)
Biological process (GO): regulation of apoptotic process
Source: RefSeq, a predicted model, not a curated record
GUGGUGUGGCUGAGCAGUAGCUCAUUUACAGAGAAAGUGAAACAGUGCAUUAGGAAGCGGUGUGAAACAGGGGAGCUUCAAGGGAAUUCAAGGAUGCCACCAAAAAGAAGACAAGAGACUCAUCGAGUCAGAUCCCAUAUGCCUCAAGGAAACAGAAUAAAGACCAAUACAGGGUUUAGGGGAAAAAUGCAUUGCAAAACAAGAACCCAUCCUAAUCCAGGACCAAAAAGGGUACAGCCAACCCAAGGACAAAAUCCUAAUCCAGGAUUUAGGGGAACUGUGCAUCGCACAUCAAGUGCACAUUCUACUCCAGGUGUUAGACGAAACAUCCAUCACAAGAAGAGCACAAAACCUAAUCCAGUCAAUGCAAGGAAAGGACCAAGCCAUAAAGGAAAUAAUAAAGUCAAUGCAGGAAAAGGAGGGGUGUUGCCAAACCAAAGAAGAAAUCAUAAUCCAGGGAAAGGAGGGGUGCAACCAAAGCAAAGAAGAACUCAAAAUCCAGUCAAUGCAGGGAAAGGACGAAGCCAAAGAAGAAAUCAUAAUUCAGGGAAAGGAGGGGUGCGACCAAAGCAAAGAAGAACUCAAAAUCCAGCACACAGUCAGUUGAUGGACAAAAGGAGAAAACCUGCUCAGGCAUUAAAGAUCCCUGUGACACCAGUGAGGAAAACCAUGUCAGUGGUGGAGAUAAUGAAACAGAAACUAAAAGGUAAUAAAAAGCUUAUAGUUCGUCCCAAAGUCCAAAGGAAAAUUAAACCUUCUGCGUCCAGUCUUCCUGGUCAUAGAGUGGUGGAGUUACUGAAAAAGAAGCUGAAAUCGAAUCGAGAGCUGACGGUUCGUCCCAGAGUCCAAAGAACAAUUACACCUGCUGUGACUCUCCAUCCUGUUCCUGUGGCUACAGUAGCUACUGUCCAUGCUCAUACCCCUGCAAGAACAGUUUCCUACAAACCACACUAUCGAGUGCAUCAUGACUAUGGACACAUGACCCCAUGUCCCAGCCAACGAGCGCCCAUUGACUCUGCAGCCUCUGAAUACCCACAAUAUCGAGUGCAUCAUGACCAUGGACACAUGGCUCCACAUCCCAGCCAACAAGCACCCAGUUACUCUGCGGCCUCUGCUCCAAGCCAUAACAUAGAUGACACUCAAACUGGUGAUGAGAAUAUUGCAGAAACCACAGAUGAAAACCUGCUGUUUUUAAAGAACUACAAAGCUGUCUUAAUCAGUAAAGUUAAAAAUGUAGACGGAAUCCUAGACUACCUCGAGCUUUCCAGUGGAAAAACAGCAAUCGUGAGAGCACAGCCAACGGACCAGGCCAAGAUGAGGAAACUUCUGGAGUUUACAACCAGCAAACGUGCUGCAGAGAAUCUGCUAACAAUUUUGUGUGAACAAGAAGGUGAUGUCAUUGAUGAUCUUAAUGAUACCAGUGAUGCUGAAGAUGAUGCUGAAGAUGGUGGUGGAGAUGAUGCUGAAGAUGAUGCUGAGAAUGAUCCUGAGCAUGAUAAUAUAGAGCAGUAAUAUGGAUGAGAAAUUCUUGAAACGUAUAUAACGUAAAUGAGAAUAAUUUUUUUUAUUUACUUUGUGAUAAACAGCUAUAUGUGUUAUACCCUAUUAUAAUCACAAUUUGCUUAUAGUUUCUAUACAUAAUUUUGAUUAUUAUAAGUAGAUGUAUAGAUACAUUAGAUAGAUUAGACUGGGAUGGUAAAAUAGCCAUCCCUUUGAUUAAAAAAAAAUAAAUAAAUCAUGAUUUAUAAAGAAAAAAAAACCUCUACUGUUUGUUUAUUAUUUUUUUUACAUCAUUUACAUCCUUAAAAACAUUUCUUGUAAUAAAAAGCUACAACUAUUUUAAAUGUUUUUUC